Messenger RNA from Chrysoperla carnea, 2735 nucleotides. RefSeq names its product influenza virus NS1A-binding protein homolog A-like. Gene Ontology annotation, molecular function: protein binding. Bases 40 to 2307 code for a protein of 755 amino acids. Lineage: Eukaryota; Metazoa; Arthropoda; Insecta; Neuroptera; Chrysopidae. The record is from RefSeq and is a predicted model, not a curated record. The transcript is spliced from 9 exons.
AAAUUAUAUACAGAAAUUUUUUUAUAUACAAAUACAAAAAUGGAAGAAGAAAUUAUAGAAAAUACAAAUUUUAUAUUUUUCGAUACUCAGCAUCAAGAUUUUACUUUACAAGCAUUAAAUACAAUGAGAAAAAAUAAACAUUUUUGUGAUGUUAUUUUACAUGUUGGAAACACCGAAAUCCAUGCCCAUAGAUGUGUAUUAGCUAGUGCAUCCCCAUAUUUAUUAGAACUAUUCACCACGGAUCAAGAUAAUAACGUAAGAAAAUGUGAGAAUGUUAUUACAUACAAAUUAAAUGGUGGUUUUGAUAAAUUCGCAUUACAUCGUUUAGUGGAAUAUGCUUACACAUCUAAACUUGAAAUUCCACAAGCACAGGUGAAGGCCGUAUAUUUGGCAGCAUGCCAAUUAAAAAUGGACAGAGUUGUAAAAGAAUGUAUUCAGCAUUUGAUCAAAAAUUUGAAUAUAGAAAAUUGUAUUGAGACAAGAUCAUUACCAGGCAUUGCAAAAAAUCGUGAAUUUGUUGCUCAAGUUGAUCGAUUUAUUGCAAAUGAAUUCGACAAUCUUACAAAAAACAAGGUAUUAUUAUCAUUAAACUGUGUCCAAGUUGAAAUAUUAAGUCAAACACGACAAGAAAUGUCAUUGGGUAAUCCUCAUUCACUAUGCCAUCUAGUAUUAGACUGGAUUAAACGACAAGUAUUAAAUGAUCUCGUUGAAAUACCACCACUAUAUGAAAAGAUGCACAUGCUUUAUUUAGCUAUGGAUAACUCAUUACAAGAUUGUUCGGAUUUACCAUCAGAAGAUGUCUCCAAUACAGAUAUGGUCCGUGAUUACAAGAAACUAUCACUUAAAAAUGGACCAAACUCUCAAAAACAGAAACGUAAAUGUUUAGGACAACCAUCAAAACCUCGUGUGCUUAUUUAUUCCAGAGAUAUAGGUGUGGAAGAUGUUGAACAAGAAUUUGAUAAAGAUUGGAAUUUAAUUGGAUCAUCCACAGUUGCUGAACAUACAUUCCUUGCACUCGUCACAUUAAGUGGUCGUUUAACCACAUUAUCAGUACAAUUACGUUUAAAUCCACCAACAACAUCUAAUUCCGUACCAAAUACACCUGGUGUUGUCAGUAAUCAUGGUGGUACUAAUGGAAGCCGGACACCACCUGAAUUAUCUUUAUCAAACGGAAAUUUCUAUAAUGGAAGUCAUACUGGUAGUUUGAAUGGAAGUGAUACGCCAAUAAGUACCUGCAGUACUGGAGCUGAUUCUGAUAUUGCUGCUGCAUUUUCUUACGAACAAGAACCAGAUUUAUAUUGUACAAUUUCGUCAAUGAGUUCUGGCAAGUGUGCCGUAGGAUGUUUGGGAGUGAAAGAUUCGUUAAUAGUUUGCGGUGGAUAUGAUCGUGUGGAAUGCUUAAAGACAGUUGAAAUAUACAUUCCAAUGACAAAUAAAUGGAUAAACCUUCCAAAUAUGCGUGAAAAUCGUGGAAGAUUCCAAAUUGCAUUUGUAAAUGGUAUUGUGUACGCACUUGGUGGUUCAAAUGGUCAUACAGAAUUAAAUUCCGUUGAACAAUUGAAUUUAAGUAACACGCCAUUAAAGUGGCAAAAAUCUAUGCCAAUGCCGAUUGCUAGAUCUAAUCAUGGUGCGUGUACACUCAAUGAUAAAAUCUACUGUAUUGGCGGUUGGAAUGGACAAGCUGGAAUUAAACAAUGUGAUAUUUUCGAUACAAGUUCCAAUCAGUGGGUCGCAAUUGCCCCAUUAAAUACUGGCCGACAUCAAGCUGGUGUUGCCCCAUUUAAUAAUAUGGUGUAUGCAAUUGGAGGAACAGACAAUUGGAAUUGUCUGAACUCUGUUGAAGUUUAUAAUCCUGAACAGAAUACAUGGACAUAUUCUCAUACGAUAAAUACUCCGCGGCGUGGGUGUGGUGCUUGUGUUUUUAAAAAUAAACUUUAUGUCAUUGGUGGUUCGGAUGGAACAUCAUCGUUGAGUACAACUGAAAUCUUUGACGAAGAUUCCAAUACAUGGGUUGCGGGACCAAGUAUGACCACACCACGAGCUAAUGUUGCAGUAGCUGUUGUCGAUAAUCGCUUAUAUGCAGUAGGAGGCUUUUCAGGAAAAACAUUUUUAAAUUCUAUUGAAUAUCUGGACGAAUAUUCAAACGAGUGGACCACUUUUAUACCGAAAACAAAAGAAAUAAGUGACAUGCUUGAAUUCAAUCUCGAUAGUCUAAAAUAUAGUCUGAUGCAUGGAUUUGAUUCCGUGGAUGAGAGCAACAGUGGUGUCAAUACUAAAAUGGAAACGAGUACAGUAAUAUCAACAUAAAUCCAACCACUUCUCUUGUUCCUCUCCAUCACUCCAUAACUACUUCAAGGUAGUAUUCAUCCUCAUUCACUCUAUCUAAAAUAUUCAAGAUGAAUUCAAUAUAUCAAAACACGUUGUCUGUUUACUAGUAUUAUCUUGAAUAAUAUCAUCCAAUCAACUAUAUUAAAUGUGUGUCUAUCGAUAACCACUAUCUAAUAAGCAUUUUUUCCGUCAAAUAUACAAAAUUAUAUUAUAUAUUAUACAACAAAUCUUCUACUAAUUGUACGCAUGUGCAGUUUUUAUGUUUUAUUAUUAUUAUACAUGAGAUUGUAUUGUAAAAAAAGAAAGAAAAUGAAUUUUCAAAUUCAUUAUAUUGUAAUAAUAAAUAUUGUAAAUUGAAAAGAAUAAAACAUCAGUUUCAUAAAUGAUGCAAGUUAAUAAAAAACAAA